This is a messenger RNA of Uloborus diversus, 2070 nucleotides long. Its product is annotated as cytochrome P450 4c3-like. The coding region runs from base 85 to 1632 and encodes 515 amino acids. Lineage: Eukaryota; Metazoa; Arthropoda; Arachnida; Araneae; Uloboridae. Gene Ontology annotation, molecular function: heme binding; oxidoreductase activity, acting on paired donors, with incorporation or reduction of molecular oxygen; iron ion binding. The record is from RefSeq and is a predicted model, not a curated record. The transcript is spliced from 11 exons.
GGUAAAAAAAAAAAAGCUAACGAAUGACCGGACCAAUCCUAGUACUUUUGAAAUAAAAGCUAUUCCAAAGUGCUGAGUAACACAAUGACAUUUUCUGUCAUUUGGGUGCUAACAUUGUCUAUUUUUGUUGUCAUUAUACAAUGGUAUCUUAAACGCCGUAUCCAGCAGGCACCAUUGCGCAAGUUCCCUGGAACUCCACCGUUUUUUCUGUUUGGAAAUCUAAAAUGGGUUUUGAGCUUGUACGCCAAAAAGUUGGAAUAUCACCCAGGAGUAUAUAUAAUGGAAAGAAUAAUCGGAGUUGCGUUGGUUUACAAAAAGACUGGAAUGCACGCUUUUUGGUUUGGAAUGACACCAAUUGUCAGUGUAUUUAAACCGGAAGUUCUAGAAGUUAUUCUCAGCAGCAACUAUUCUUUGGAAAAGUCUUUCGAGUACAACUUUCUUCAUCAGUGGCUUGGGAGAGGACUACUGACGAGCACUGACGCCAAAUGGAAAUCAAGAAGAAAACUUCUUACUCCAUCCUUCCAUUUUCGAAUUCUUGAGAACUUUUUGCCUGUUUUCCAUGAUCAGUCAAUGGUUUUGGUUAAGAAAUUGCACAGCAUGGCAAAGCAGGAAUAUGUCGACAUCACACCCUUAAUUGUUCUUUGCACCUUAGAUGCUGUUUGUGAAACAGUGAUGGGUGUUCAUAUUGGUGCUCAAGGUGGCAGCAAUUCGGAAUAUGUGCAGGCAAUUCACAAUUUAGGUCACUUAUUUAAUCAAAGAAUCGUUCAACCUUGGCUGUGGACAGAUUUCUUAUUUCGUCUGACGAGGAAAGGCAGAGGUUUUGCUAAGGAUAUCAAAAUAUUGCACAAUUUCACUCAAACUGUAAUAAAAGAGAAGAAAGAAAAACUUCUAAGGAAAAAACAGCAUCAAUUAAAGGACAAAGAAAAUGAUGAGGAAUUUUACACAAAGGAAAGGAAAACAUUUAUGGAUCUGUUACUGGAUCUGCAUAUUGAUGGAGAGCAUUUGACAGAAGGAGACAUUCGGGAAGAAGUAGACACUUUUAUGUUCGAGGGUCACGACACUACGGCUGUUGGGAUCACAUUUGCAUUGUAUUGCAUCGGUCUUAACCCGAAAAUCCAGGAAAAGAUACAACUUGAAAUUGACGACAUUUUUUCCAACGAUAAAGAACGACCAGCAAGUUACGAUGAUUUACGAAACAUGAAAUAUUUAGAAUGUGCUCUGAAGGAAAGCCAGAGGAUUUUCCCUUCUGUUCCAAUAAUAGGAAGGAAGUUGGAUGAAGAUGUAACCUAUGAAGGAUUGACUAUCCCCCGUGGAACGACAAUACAUAUAAACAUCAUCGCCUUACAUAGAAAUUCCGAAGUGUUUCCUGAGCCAGAAAUAUUCGAUCCAGAAAGGUUUUUAGCCCAAAACACGAUUGAAAGACAUCCAUAUGCAUAUAUUCCUUUCUCAGCUGGUCCACGAAAUUGCAUUGGACAGAAAUUCGCAAUGCUGGAAGAGAAAGUGAUCAUAAGCAACAUCCUCCGUAACUACUCCAUUGUAUCUCUUGAUCCUAGAGAUCGUUUCCACACCAAAGUGGAAUUCACUUUAAGGCCAGCUCAGGCAGUGAAAAUGAAAUUCAUACCAAGGACAUGAAAGAUGUUUAAAGAUGUGCAACGUGAAAGCAUUUUGUGAUUGCAUUUUGAAAGACUUUGUAAUAAAUGAACCUAACAGUACAUACUUAUAUCGGAUAAGUUGAGACAUGUCCUUUACAAUGUAUGGGCUGGGUAAUAGAGAAGAGUAUGACCGUUACUAAUACUAAUACGUCUCUUUUUGGGGUAAUAGAGGCUAGUAAUUGGUGCUGAGCUGGGUUGAGUUAGCUUUGUUGAAGUUUUGCAAAAGUAUUCCAACUCAAAUCUGACCUAAUUGCCCCUCUCCAUUUCUUUGAACCUCUAACAAGAGGUUAAGCAUUGUUAUGGUAAUAACUCAACUAUACGCUGAGGCAUGCAUUUAAUACUUUUUCAUGCAAAUAUGAAGAUCUGUUACAGUGCAGUAACUGCAACACAUCUUAUUGUUGUAGAGUUUUUAUUAAAG